Sarcophilus harrisii (Tasmanian devil) is the source of this 1218-nucleotide messenger RNA. Its product is annotated as carcinoembryonic antigen-related cell adhesion molecule 18. NCBI's taxonomy places the organism in Eukaryota, Metazoa, Chordata, Mammalia, Dasyuromorphia, Dasyuridae. The coding region runs from base 1 to 1218 and encodes 405 amino acids. The record is from RefSeq and is a predicted model, not a curated record. The transcript is spliced from 5 exons.
AUGGAGCUUCCCUCAGAGGCUCUCCUUGGGACCUGCAGCCACUGUCAGAGGCUCCUGCUCACAGCCAUCCUGCUUGCCUCCAUGGCAACUGCUCAACUGGAUCUCUCCCCUAAGAACCCAGACUGGGUGGAGGGAUAUCGAUUCAUCUGGAGAGUCAGCGGGGCCCCCACCGGUGAUGUCAACUAUACAUGGUACCGGGGGGACAGAACCAUGGAAACAAACAUGCUGGUCUCAUAUAUCUCCUCCCCUCCAAGCUGGAUCACUGGCCCUGCAAACACCGGACGGGAGAACGUGACUGCUCGGGGCUUCCUGAAUAUCACAAAAGUAGAGAUGAGGGACGCUGGGAAUUACACAGUAGUGGUGACCAGCCCUGAGGGAUCGCAGGAGGCCACUGGACAGAGCAGGGUCUGGGAGAACCUGCUCCAACCCAACAUCACAGUAAACACCACCUCGGCAGUAGAGUUUAUGGACAUUGUGAACUUCACGUGCUAUCCCAGAAACAGCGGCAACAUCCAGAUUCAGUGGUACCAGAACUACUGGCCAGUGUCACAGGGAGAUCAAUGGACUCUGUCCCCAGACAACAGGACCCUCACGGGCUGGGUCACUCGCUUCCAGAGAGGGCCCUUUUACUGCCAAGUGUCAAACCCGAUCAUCUCAGAGAGGAGCCUCUCAAAGUCUCUGGAUAUAUACUAUGGGCCAGAUUCCAUAUCCCUGAAAUCCUCCCCUCCGACCUACGGCGGCAGAAUCGAAUCUCGACUGGGCUACGGCGUGGAAAUGGUGUGCAGCACGAGUUCAAAGCCCGCAAGCCGCUAUCGAUGGCUUCACAAUGGCAUUGCUCUGGAGAGCACCACCAGCAUUUACAACAUCAGUGCCAUGUCCUGGGCAGAUGUGGGCACUUAUAGGUGCAUUGCAGAGAACCCCAAGACCCAGAUAGUUCUCUAUUCAACUGUCAGCCUCAGAGUUUAUGAGGACUCUCAUUUCCCAAGUGGGAUUCCCUAUGUCCUCACCCAAAGACUUGUCAUAUUCUUCAGCAUUGGUGUCAGCCUGGGCCUGUUAAGUCUCAUAGGAGCCUUGACCUUCUACCUGGUCUCCAGACGGUACUGUGUCAUGUUGGGUUACUGGGGGCAGCGGGAUUGGAAGGGGAGGACGGGCAGGGACAAGGGGAAAGCGAUCCUGAAGAGAAAUCCAUCACCCCGUGUUUCAUCUACCAUGCGAUAG